AUGUCGACCGGGUACAGUUCUCUGCCGACGGUAUACGGCAGCGAAACCGCCGGAGGAGGAGUCUUUCCUCGCGCCAAAUCACGGAUGCAAUUGAUCUACGCCACACGCCGGCCGUGGCUUGAGCUCUUCUCCCAUCCGGCCUCCUAUUCCAUCCCUUACAGCUUCAACGAAUUCACCUCGCGGCUCAAGCGCAAUUUUAAUUACUUCCGUGUAAACUACGCGAUGAUAAUACUUAUCAUACUUUUCCUCAGCCUGUUGUGGCACCCAAUUUCCAUGAUCGUGUUCAUGAUAGUAUUCGUCUUCUGGUUUCUCCUCUACUUCUUUCGCGACGAGCCGAUUGUGCUGUUCAAUCGUAUGGUGGAUGAUCGUAUUGUCUCGAUCAUGCUCGGAAUUGUGACAAUUGUGUGCUUGAUUUUCACCGGUGUUUGGCUGAAUAUUCUGGUGUCGAUUUUAAUUGGAUUGGUGAUUUUGGUUCUGCACGCAGCAUUUAGGGUUACAGAGGAUUUGUUCUUGGAUGAAGAUGAAGUUGCCGAUGGCGGAUUGCUCUCUGUUGUUGGAUCCACUUACACAACAGUUUGA
Molecule: messenger RNA, 579 nt
Organism: Fraxinus pennsylvanica
Lineage: Eukaryota; Viridiplantae; Streptophyta; Magnoliopsida; Lamiales; Oleaceae
Source: the annotation of a GenBank genome assembly